AUGGCAGCAAAACUGGUGGUCGAGGUUCUCGAAGCCAGCAACCUCGUGCCCAAGAACAUCCACGAAAACUCGAGCCCUUUUGUCGAGGUCAAAUUCGACAGGCAGCGCAAACGAACCUCGACCAAACCCAAUAACCUCAUCAACCCCACUUGGAACGAGCAGCUCGUUUUCGACAUUGAAAACCCAAACGACCUCUCCACCCGAUCGGUCGAGGUUUUCGUGUACAACGACAAAAACAAUGGCAAACACAAAAACUUCUUCGGAAAGGUUCGGAUUUCCGGCUCAUCCAUCUCUCGUUCGGAACAAGAAUCCGUUUUCCUCAAAUACCCUCUCGAAAAAAGGGGUCUCUUUUCCCAAGUGAAGGGCGAAAUCACAUUGAAAAUACACUCAUCGAACGAAAAUUCCAAUCACGAGAAAAGAAAAAAAGAAGGAAAAGUGAAAACUUUUCACUCGGUCUCGGCUGCUCCUCGCAAAUCAGUGCCCGUUUCCUCAUCAUCUGCCGAUACUAUUACUACCGUUAUGCGAAUGCAAGCUCCCUCGACUCAGAAGCCCGAUUACGGGUUAGUCGAGACCAAGCCACCUUUAGCCGCUCGAUUGGGUUAUUGGGGCCGAGACAAAACAGCUAGCAUGUAUGACAUGGUCGAGCCAAUGAACUUUCUCUACGUACGGGUCGUGAAAGCCUCGGACCUCCCUUCAAACGACGUGUCGGGUAGCAUCGACCCGUAUGUCGAGGUCAAAAUCGGAAAUUACAAAGGUGUCACCAAGCAUUUCGAAAAGAACCAUAACCCGUUUUGGGAUCGGGUUUUCGCUUUCUCCAAGGAAAGGUUACAGAGCAGCUCGGUUGAGGUGAAUGUGAAGGAUAAGGACUUCUCGAGAGACGAUUUUGUCGGUAGGGUCACGUUCGACUUGAACGAUGUCCCGAAGCGCGUGGCACCCGAUAGCCCCCUCGCCCCACAGUGGUACAAGCUGCACGACAAAAACGGGGUUUUGCUGAGGCAUGGUGACAUCAUGCUAGCGGUUUGGAUGGGUACUCAAGCUGACGAGGCGUUCCCGUACGCGUGGCAGUCUGACGCGCACGGCGUGACUCAACAGAACCUUACGAACACGAGGUCGAAAGUGUACUUCACCCCGAAAAUGUACUAUCUGCGUGUCCACGUCAUCGAAGCCCAAGACCUCGUCCCAGCCGACAAGUCGAAACCUCCAGACCCGAUCGUGAGGGUCCAGCACGGGAAACAGAGCCGGAUAACCCGUCCGGUCAAAGGGUCGGUCAACCCUGAGUGGAAUGAGGAGCUCAUGUACGUUGCUUGGGAGCCACUCAACGAGUAUAUAGUCGUGAGCGUGGAGGAUAAAGGGAAGGUUAUCGGGCGCGUGCUGAUACCCGUCAACAGUGUUAAAAAACGGGUCGAGUCGAAGCUGCCCGACACGCAGUGGUACCCGCUGCAGAGGCCGGCUCUAGCCGAGGAUCAGAUUGAGAUGAAGAUGGACAAGUUCGCGAGCCGAGUCCACCUCCGUCUCUCGUUAGACGCGGGGUAUCACGUGCUGGACGAGUUGACUCAGUUCAGCAGCGACCGGCAGCCGUCGGCCAAUCAGCUGAGAAAGCGAAGUGUCGGGAUUCUCGAGGUCGGGAUACUGAGCGCUCGAAAUCUCACGGCUAUGAAGGCGAAACAGGGGAAGCUGACCGAUGCGUACUGCGUGGCGAAAUACGGUUGCAAGUGGGUCCGGACGAGGACGAUUCUCGACAGCUGUCACCCGACCUGGAACGAGCAGUACACGUGGGAAGUUUUCGACACGUGCACUGUUUUCACGGUCGGAGUAUUCGACAACUGCCACGUCAGCGGAGGGGAGGGUGCAAAGGACCAGAAGAUGGGCAAGGUAAGGAUUCGGGUCUCGACUCUGGAGGCCGAUCGGGUUUACACCUACACGUACCCCCUCCUGGUUUUGGGCCCGUCGGGCCUGAAACGAAACGGGGAGAUCCACCUCGCGGUGAGGUUCACGUGCACGGCAUGGGCCCACAUGCUGGCCCAAUACGGGAGGCCGCUGCUGCCCAAAAUGCACUACGUGCACCCGAUAAACGUCAAGCAUGUCGAUCUGCUGAGGCACUACGCGAUGAACAUAGUGGCGAACGAGCUGGCACGGGCCGAGCCUCCGCUUCGGGCUGAGGUCAUCGAGUACAUGUUUGACGUGGACCACCAGAUGUUCAGCCUGCGGAGGAGCAAAGCUAACUUCCAUCGUAUGAUGUCGGUUGUCUCGGGAGUUCAGCACGCUUGCACGUGGUUCGAGGGGAUAUGUCAGUGGAAAUACCCGGUUACGACAGUCCUUGUCCAUAUCUUGUUCUUGAUACUCGUGUGCUAUCCCGAGCUGAUUUUCCCUACGGUUUUCCUCUAUCUUUCCGUGAUCGGGCUUUGGAAUUACCGUUUUAGGCCCAGGAACCCGCCCCACAUGGACCCAAAUCUUUCUCAGGCGGAGAAUGCCAACUCGGAUGAACUCGAAGAGGAAUUUGAUUCAUUCCCCACUACAAAACCGAGCGACUUUGUGAGAAUGAGGUACGAUAGGUUGAGGAGUGUGGCGGGUCGAGUUCAGACCGUGACAGCUGAUGUGGCGAAUCAAGGGGAGAGGGCACUUGCCUUGUUGAACUGGAGAGAUCCAAGAGCUACUGCUAUCUUUCUAGUCUUUUCUUUGAUCAUGGCUGUGUUUUUGUACGUUGUACCUUUCAAGAUUGUAGCUCUGCUUGUCGGGAUUUACUUGCUGCGCCAUCCUCGGCUGAGGUACAAGCUGCCACCAGCACCUGUCAACUUUUUCAAGAGGUUGCCUGCCAGGUCAGACUCACUUCUGUGA
Molecule: messenger RNA, 2835 nt
Organism: Striga hermonthica
Lineage: Eukaryota; Viridiplantae; Streptophyta; Magnoliopsida; Lamiales; Orobanchaceae
Source: the annotation of a GenBank genome assembly